This is a messenger RNA of Triticum turgidum subsp. durum (durum wheat), 1059 nucleotides long. The record is from the annotation of a GenBank genome assembly. NCBI's taxonomy places the organism in Eukaryota, Viridiplantae, Streptophyta, Magnoliopsida, Poales, Poaceae.
AUGGAUCAGAGCAGCUUUGGGAAUCUCGGAGCUGGAGAAGGGGGCAGCAGCAGCUCCAAGGCUUCUUCAUCCUUCCUGCAGCUGCAGCCACUGUCGACAACGACGGUGGCUUCCGGGCGAGGCCCGAUGGGCGGAACGUACUACGGCACGCCGCUCGCGUUGCACCAGGCCGCCGCAGCCGCCGGGUCGUCGCAGUACCAGUUCCACCACCACAAGAGCAGCGGCGAGGAGAUCUCGCAAGCGGAGGCUGAGGCCAUUAAGGCCAAGAUCAUGGCGCACCCCCAGUACACCGCCCUCCUCGUCGCCUACCUCGACUGCCAGAAAGUCGGUGCGCCGCCGGACGUGCUGGAGCGGCUGACGGCCAUGGCAGCGAAGCUUGACGCCCACCCGCCGGGCCGGCUGCACGAGGCUCGCGACCCAGAGCUCGACCAGUUCAUGGAGGCGUAUUGCAACAUGCUCGCCAAGUACAGGGAGGAGCUGACGCGGCCGAUAGAGGAGGCCAUGGAGUUCCUCAAGCGAGUGGAGGCGCAGCUCGACUCCAUCACCGGCGGUGGCCACGGCUCCGCGCGCCUCUCCCUUGCCGCUCUACAGCUUGGGUAUGGCAAAUGUGAAGGCGCUGGCUCUUCUGAGGAUGAAAUGGACGCUAGCGGGCGUGAAAAUGAGCCGCCAGAGAUAGACCCACGCGCUGAGGACAAGGAGCUCAAGUACCAGCUUCUGAAGAAGUACAGUGGCUACCUGAGCAGCCUCCGGCAAGAGUUCUCCAAGAAGAAGAAGAAGGGGAAGCUCCCAAAGGAGGCCAGGCAGAAGCUACUUCACUGGUGGGAGCUGCACUACAAGUGGCCUUACCCCUCGGAGACAGAAAAGAUCGCGCUUGCGGAAUCGACAGGGCUAGACCAGAAACAGAUCAACAACUGGUUCAUUAACCAGAGGAAACGGCAUUGGAAACCGUCUGAGGACAUGCCGUUUGUCAUGAUGGAAGGAUUCCACCCACAGAAUGCCGCUGCCCUCUACAUGGACGGUCAGUUCAUGGCUGACGGCAUGUACCGCCUUGGUUCGUGA